UCUUGACAAACCGCCUUGGAGACACUUGCCCGAGCGCAGCGACGCUCUUUACGCGCGUCUGGCUCUGACAUCAUCAGCGCUGAGGUUACAGAUAUGGCAAUGCCGCUCUUGCGGUGCAGUCUAGUCGUCUUGAGACUGGCGGAGUAAAGCCAGCGCCAUCAUGUCGCUCACCUGGUCGGCAAAAGAUCACAAGAACCUGAGUCAAACCGCCGCGACAGGACAGAAACGAUCGCGUAACGACGCGGGGAACAAAGUGACCGUGGUCCUCGGUGCGCAAUGGGGAGACGAAGGUAAAGGGAAAGUCGUUGACUUAUUGGCGACUGAAGCGGACUACGUGUGCAGAUGUCAGGGAGGCAACAAUGCAGGUCACACUGUGGUAGUGGAUGGAAAGGAAUACGACUUCCACCUUCUGCCCAGCGGGAUCAUCAACACUAAAAGCACAUCACUCAUUGGGAAUGGAGUGGUGAUACAUCUACCUGGUUUGUUUGAGGAGGGUGACAAAAAUGAGAAAAAAGGUCUGAGAGGUUGGGAGAAGAGACUUAUUGUCUCAGACAGAGCUCACCUUGUGUUUGAUUUCCACCAGGUCGUCGAUGGCUUGCAAGAAACUGAGAGACAAGCACAAGAAGGAAAGAAUAUCGGAACAACCAAAAAGGGCAUCGGACCGGCAUACUCCAGCAAAGCGUCACGCACUGGCCUACGUGUAUGUGACCUGCUGGGUGACUUCAAGGACUUUUCUAUGAGAUUCAAGAACCUUGUCCACCAGUAUCAAUCCAUGUAUCCAGCCUUGACAGUUGAUGUUGAGGACCAACUGAAAAAACUCAAGGACUACGCUGAGAGAUUGCGGCCGAUGGUGAGAGACGGUGUCUAUUACAUGUACGAAGCUCUUCAUGGUCCUCCAAAGAAAAUUCUGGUAGAAGGGGCCAAUGCAGCUCUCCUUGAUAUUGACUUUGGCACAUAUCCUUUUGUGACAUCAUCCAACUGCACUGUGGGCGGGGCAUGCACCGGCCUUGGCAUCCCUCCUCUGAAUAUCGGCGAUGUAUUUGGUGUAUCAAAGGCCUACACCACCAGAGUGGGCAUUGGAGCUUUCCCUACAGAACAACUAAAUGCAGUAGGAGAGCUGCUGCAGACAAGGGGUCAUGAGGUGGGUGUGACCACAGGAAGGAAGAGACGCUGCGGUUGGUUGGAUCUGGUUAUCGUCAGAUACGCUCAUAUGAUUAACGGCUUCACCGCCAUUGCUUUGACAAAACUGGACAUUCUGGAUGUGCUUGAUGAAAUAAAAGUUGGAGUUGCUUACAAACUCAAUGGAAAAAGGAUCCCCCACUUCCCAGCCAACAUGGACGUUUUGCAAAAAGUAGAGGUCGAGUAUGAGACCUUCCCUGGUUGGAAGACUGACACGUCUGCUGCUAGGAAGUGGAAUGACCUCCCAGCCAAGGCCCAGAACUACAUCCGCUUCAUUGAGAACCACAUUGGAGUUCCCAUCAAGUGGGUUGGUGUUGGAAAGUCCAGAGAGUGCAUGAUCCAGAUGUUCUAGAAGAAUACCUUUCUCCCCUCCUCUCGAUGGAAGCGCAGACUCUGUGGCAAUUUUUCAUCACCUAAAUGAUCCUCUCCUCAGUAGCUAAUAAACAAGACAUGUAUGUGACCGUGUGCAGUGUUUACUUAGUUUGUUUUGUUGCAAUAAAAAAAUCAUUGUUCUUCUAUUGAUACAGUUACAUAA
Molecule: messenger RNA, 1714 nt
Organism: Notolabrus celidotus (New Zealand spotty)
Lineage: Eukaryota; Metazoa; Chordata; Actinopteri; Labriformes; Labridae
Gene: adss1
Product: adenylosuccinate synthase 1
Exons: 12
Coding region: 161-1531 (456 amino acids)
Biological process (GO): 'de novo' AMP biosynthetic process; IMP metabolic process
Cellular component (GO): cytoplasm
Molecular function (GO): adenylosuccinate synthase activity; GTP binding
Source: RefSeq, a predicted model, not a curated record